AUGCGCGCAUGCGUAAAUGUGCCGAAACAGAGGCGCACUUUCUGUAAAAAGUGUAAAGUACAUAAACCACACAAAGUAACACAAUAUAAAAAAAGUAAAGAACGUCAUGCAUCCCAAGGUAGAAGACGUUAUGAUCGUAAACAACAAGGUUUUGGUGGGCAAACUAAACCCAUUUUCAGAAAAAAAGCAAAAACUACAAAAAAGAUUGUAUUAAGAAUGGAAUGUACAGAAUGCAAAUAUAGAAAACAAAUUCCUCUUAAAAGAUGUAAACAUUUUGAAUUAGGAGGUGAUAAAAAACGAAAGGGACAAAUGAUUCAGUUUUAAGAUGAAAUUAUAUAUAUAAACUUGCUAAAUGUAUUUAAUAAAAUAUGAAAUAAAUCUUCUGAAUAUUUGUAUUUA
Molecule: messenger RNA, 399 nt
Organism: Apis laboriosa (Himalayan honeybee)
Lineage: Eukaryota; Metazoa; Arthropoda; Insecta; Hymenoptera; Apidae
Gene: RpL36A
Product: 60S ribosomal protein L44
Exons: 4
Coding region: 1-324 (107 amino acids)
Biological process (GO): translation
Cellular component (GO): cytosolic large ribosomal subunit; ribosome
Molecular function (GO): structural constituent of ribosome
Source: RefSeq, a predicted model, not a curated record